CUCUCGUCACUGUCGCGAGCCGAUGAUGUCAGGAAGGUCUCUGUCCAUGCGGUGUCUGCAGGAGCUCCGAGGAACGUCUGUAGUGCUUAGUUUGUAAAACGAGUACUCUAGUAAAUGUAAAAGCAUGUCUUCCAGUAGCCGUAGACCCGAGCACACAGCGCCUCCAGAACUGUUUUACAAUGAAGCGGAAGCCAGGAAGUACUCCCAAAAUUCUCGUAUGAUUGAGAUUCAGAGCCAGAUGUCAGAGAGAGCUGUGGAGCUCCUGAACCUGCCAGAGGAUCAGCCCUGCCUCCUGCUGGACGUGGGGUGUGGCUCAGGACUCAGUGGAGACCACCUCUCCGAGCAGGGACACUGCUGGGUGGGAGUGGACAUCAGCCCUGCCAUGCUGGAGGUUGCUUUGGACAGAGAGGUGGAGGGAGACCUCAUUCUGGGAGACAUGGGCCAGGGAAUCCCGUUCAGACCGGGCACCUUCGAUGGCUGUAUCAGCAUCUCGGCCCUGCAGUGGCUGUGCAAUGCUGAUAAGAAGUCCCACAGCCCCCCCAGGCGGCUCUACAGAUUCUUCAGCACGCUCUACUCAGCACUGGCGCGGGGUUCCCGAGCGGUGUUCCAGCUGUACCCUGAGAAUUCAGACCAGGUGGAGCUCAUCACAUCCCAGGCUAUGAAGGCUGGCUUCACUGGAGGCAUGGUGGUCGAUUAUCCCAACAGCACCAAGGCCAAGAAGUUUUUCCUGUGCCUAUUUUCUGGCAUCUCUGGAGCCCUGCCAAAGGGGCUUGGCUCAGAGACUGUGGAGAGAGGGGUGUCUAAUCAGGCCCUGUUCACAGGGGAGAGGUCGCGGUUUAGACAGAUGAAAGGGAAAUCAGUGAAGAAGAGCAAGGACUGGAUUGUGGAGAAGAAAGAGAGGAGGCGAAGGCAGGGCAGGGAGGUUCGGGCCGACACCAAGUACACUGGGAGGCAGAGGAAGACCCGCUUUUAACGGAUUUCAAGUGCGAACUGGGUUUAAUUUUGAUUUAAUAGCUGAAGCGCCCCUUCAUUAACCUGGCCACCAGAAUGGUUCAGUUUAGGGGUGGAGACUGGACUCCUUUCACGCGUGACUUAAAGGGGUUAUCUCUCAUAGACUUUACACAGCCCAGUACGUCGCUAGACAAUCACAGCAAUGCUUCUAUAAAUGAGUCACCGCCUGAUCAGAACAUGCAGACUCUGAUCUAGAAAACAUAAAAAUACAAACGAUAGCGGGUUCAUUAUAAAACCAGGCCCUUCACAUAAUCAAAACUACAGAGUACAAAUUCAGGCUUUGUUUCACUAUAUAUAAAAAAACAUAGGCUUUGACUUUUUCUGUGUGCUGGAAAGCAGUGCAUAGUGGUAAAUAAUGCUUUGAUUAGAACAAACCCCAGGACUGGAGUAGCUCAGAAGUGUCAGGAGUGGGUGGGCCUCGGAUGAAAGGCACUGAAGCUGGCCUCUGUGUGUGCACACGUUAUCAGCUCCAGCAGAUCAUCAGAAACAUGCAUUUUCCACACUCCCACAGCAGUGUGCACAUGUAUUACAACACCCCAUUGCUUCUGUCGUUUUGAGGUGUUGUGCAUAUGAAAUCAAACCACUGUGACUGAAAAUCUUGGAAAACUGUCAAAAUAUGCAUAUUGGUGAUUGUCUAAUUGAAUUGAUUACUUUAAUAGGCCACACAUGUCAUUCAUUUAAAACAGAGAAAAGGAACACAUCGCCACAAAUGGUAACAUUGGUAAACAAAUGCCUAAUUAAAGCACAAAGUGGUCAAACAUUUUCACACA
Molecule: messenger RNA, 1781 nt
Organism: Acipenser ruthenus (sterlet)
Lineage: Eukaryota; Metazoa; Chordata; Actinopteri; Acipenseriformes; Acipenseridae
Product: probable 18S rRNA (guanine-N(7))-methyltransferase
Exons: 12
Coding region: 125-973 (282 amino acids)
Biological process (GO): rRNA (guanine-N7)-methylation
Cellular component (GO): nucleolus
Molecular function (GO): rRNA (guanine) methyltransferase activity
Source: RefSeq, a predicted model, not a curated record